Messenger RNA from Nicotiana tabacum (common tobacco), 660 nucleotides. NCBI's taxonomy places the organism in Eukaryota, Viridiplantae, Streptophyta, Magnoliopsida, Solanales, Solanaceae. The record is from RefSeq and is a predicted model, not a curated record.
AUGACCUGGUCGGACGUCUACAACGAGUACCAAUCGAAGAUCAGGGCCGAGGAUGACCAACUGGGAGCCUCUUCAGGCUCAGUAUACCUAAGCAGACUCUUGGUAAAAGAGUCGAAACUAAACAAAGAAAGGUACCAACCGUACCUCGAGGACAGAAGGAAUACCCCGAGGCACAACCUACCUCGCAAUGAUCAAAUGAUGGAUCGAGGGAAGGACCCUCGAGGGCUCGCCCACAGAACCAGCAAGAUCAGAGACGCCAAGUGGCCCAGACAAAUACAGUCAGACCCUUCACAGAGAAAUUACAACUUAGUAUGCGAGUUCCACAACAUGCAUGGUCACAGGACCGAGGAUUGCCAUCAGCUACGGGAGGAAGUGGCUCAACUGCUUAACAAGGGGCACCUUUGGGAAUUCCUUAGUGAUCGGGCCAAAAAUCAGUUCCAAGACAGGGAGGCAACUAAGAAAAACGAGGAAAAUGAGUCGCAACACGUUAUCUACAUGAUCAUGGGAGGUGCCGAUGCCCCACAGAACCCCGUAAUGAGAAGGACAGAAAUAUCCAUCACUAGAGAAAAACGGACUCAGGGAUACAUCCCCGAAGACGCCCUCGCAUUCAGUGAAGAAGACACCGAGGCCCUAUCCCAACCCCACAACGACGCCCUGUAA